GACACAAGAACACAUAUAAUUUUUUUUUUCUCUGUUUAUGGAAAUGAGGUGCUCGGUGGGAGCUCAAGUGCUUCAGAUUCUAGGGCUUGUGCUAUUCCUUGGCAUCCACUGUUGCGAAGCUAUUGCUCGCCAUACGUUCGUGAUCAAGGAAACACCCUAUACGUGGCUAUGCAGCACCAAGAGCAUACUAACCGUUAACGGCCAAUUCCCCGGCCCGACUUUAUACGCACACAAAGGUGACACGGUCACCGUGGAUGUGUACAACAAGGCCAAUUAUAACAUUACUAUUCACUGGCACGGUGUGAAACAGCCAAGGAAUCCUUGGCACAAUGGUCCCGAAUACAUCACACAGUGCCCGAUUAAACCCGGAGGGAAAUUCACGCAGAAUGUGACGUUCUCGCUUGAGGAGGGGACGCUUUGGUGGCACGCUCACAGUGACUGGUCGCGUGCCACUGUCCAUGGCGCCAUUAUUGUUUACCCAAAGAAUAGCACAAGCUAUGCUUUUGAUAAGCCUCAUGUAGAAGUGCCGAUCGUAUUAGGAGAAUGGUGGAAACAAGAUAUAGUCGAUAUAUACGAUGAGUUUCGUGAAAGUGGGGGAGAUCCAAACACUUCAGAUGCUUAUCUCAUUAAUGGUCAACCGGGCGAUUUGUAUCCAUGCUCAAAACAAGAUACGUUCAAGUUGGCCGUGGACUACGGCAAAACCUACCUCCUCCGGCUCAUCAACGCGGCAAUGCAGGACAUCCUCUUCUUCGCAAUUGCGAAUCACCAAGUCACGGUGGUCGGCACUGAUGCCUCCUACACGAAGCCCCUGAAGGUUGACUACAUCGCCAUCUCUCCGGGCCAAACCAUUGAUCUCCUCUUGGAGGCCAACCAGCCCAAGGACCAUUACUAUAUGGCUGCUAGGGUUUACUCGAGCGCAGCCGGUGUUACAUACGACAACACAACCACCACGGCCCUAAUCCAAUAUAAAGGUCGAUACACACCGUCCUCGCCUCCUCCUCUACCUUACCUUCCAUACUACAAUGACACGGCUUCAUCGGUCAACUUCACCGGAAGACUCCGGAGCUUAGCUAGAGGAGACCACCCCAUAAGUGUCCCGCAGAACGUGACCCACAAGUUCCUGUUCACCAUCUCGGUGAACACGUUCCCUUGCGCGAAUGACUCGUGUGCCGGGCCGAACGGGUCCCGCCUCGCUGCAAGCAUGAACAACGUAAGCUUCGUGUCCCCGUCGAUCGACAUACUCCAAGCCUAUUACCACCGCAUCAAGGGCGUGUACGGCAACCGGUUCCCGAGCGAGCCCCCACUCAAGUUUAACUACACUGCAGAUUACCUCCCACUGGCCCUGGAGACACCGCAAAACGGGACGGAGGUCAAGGUGAUCGAGUACAAUUCGACGGUGGAGAUGGUCUUGCAGGGGACCAACUUGGUGGCCGGGACCGAUCAUCCCAUGCACCUCCAUGGGACCAGCUUUUACGUGGUGGGGUGGGGAUUUGGCAAUUUCGACAAGAAGAAGGACCCCAAAAAUUAUAAUUUGGUGGACCCUCCAUUGCAAAAUACCAUCGCGGUGCCCAAGAAUGGAUGGGCCGCGGUGAGAUUCCAAGCCUUCAAUCCAGGAGUUUGGUUCAUGCAUUGUCAUCUUGAACGACACUUGACAUGGGGCAUGGAGAUGGCGUUCAUCGUUAAGAAUGGCCCGACCCCAGAUUCGCAGAUACUUCCACCGCCGCCAGACAUGCCGCCGUGCUGAUGUAAUGGAACAUAUGGGUUGUUAUUAGCCCUUUGAAGUGCCCUUGUUGAGUCGUCAAUCUUUUUUAUUUCAUUUUUGUUAGUUUUUAGUAUUUGAAGAUUUGAGGAGGCAUCUGAAUCGGAAUUUAGGUGCUGUCCUAAUCCAGACGCGCAAUGCUUGAUUUGUCUGGUCUUAAGAGAAUAUGUUGUCGAAUAGUAUUCCGUUUUCUGGCGGAAGAAAUGUACUCAUGUCACUAUCUAUGCUUGUUGUAAGAAUUUGAUGAUCAAGAAUAAAACAAUUUGUGAACA
Messenger RNA from Syzygium oleosum, 2031 nucleotides. RefSeq names its product laccase-15-like. Gene Ontology annotation, biological process: lignin catabolic process. Gene Ontology annotation, cellular component: apoplast. The transcript is spliced from 6 exons. The record is from RefSeq and is a predicted model, not a curated record. Lineage: Eukaryota; Viridiplantae; Streptophyta; Magnoliopsida; Myrtales; Myrtaceae. Bases 38 to 1744 code for a protein of 568 amino acids. Gene Ontology annotation, molecular function: copper ion binding; hydroquinone:oxygen oxidoreductase activity.